Amyelois transitella is the source of this 2264-nucleotide messenger RNA. RefSeq lists its product as uncharacterized. The coding region runs from base 140 to 916 and encodes 258 amino acids. The transcript is spliced from 4 exons. Lineage: Eukaryota; Metazoa; Arthropoda; Insecta; Lepidoptera; Pyralidae. The record is from RefSeq and is a predicted model, not a curated record.
UGUUUGAUUUUGGUUUGGAUUUGAAAAAGUAUGUUAAUAAUAACUCUCGCUUUAUUUUAUUGGUAAACGUUAGUUAGUAAUAACUUUUUUAUUGGUUUGGUUAUAAGUAUAAAACUUGCUGAUAAUAACGAACGGAACCAUGGAGUUUUUACAUGAUUUUGAAAACUUGGACGAAGAAGUAAAGGAACUUCUACAAAACUAUAAACACAAAAAAGCCACAGUAUACGAGCCCUGUACUUUAAAAAACUACAAGGAGUGUUUGAUAGGGUUGAGUGAGGAAUUAGGCCUGUUAAAUGUCAGCUAUAUUUUCAAUCCAUACCUUGACGUUGAACAUGACACCUUGCAACCAGAGUCAUUGGUGAGGCUCAUCAACGCUGCAUGGACACUAUUGCAUCAUUACAAAAAUGUAGCAGCAAAAGCAGAGAGUUUGGCUGAGCAAAACCACCAGUUAGAACAUAGUAAUAAACAGCUGAAUGGGUGUGUGAAUAGGCUCAAAGAGAAAUUAUGUUCAGAGGAAAAUGAAUCAAGGGCUUGUGUGGCAUCAGCACAGAGGAUCUCUGAUCGUUCUGAUGAUCUACUCCAGACAUUGGCAGAAACACGCAAGCAAUUAACAAAGGUUACAAAACAAAAAGAAACUUUGGAAAAAGCAUUGCGUAAUGAAAUAAGUAAACUUAAGAGAGAGAAUGAUAAGUUGACAGACAAAUUGAGGAAUAAAUCAGAUACUAAAGCGUCCUGUACCGACGUCUGCGACUCUACUCUCAUUCAGUUGAGAGAGCGGGACAGGAAGAACCGUGCUGUGAUAGCCCAGCUACAGUCCAACAACCAGGAGCUCCUCAGAGAAGUAUUAGCUCUUAAGGAAGAGAUCAUCCUAACUGGUGUUAAGGGAUUUAAACUUGAAAGUGGUAAGAAACCAUAAAAUACUGAAUUCAUAAAAAAUAUGUACUAGUAGGUCCCUUGAGCUUUUUCAGUUGUCUGUCAUGAUUGCAAAAAUCAUCCAGCCAUUUUGAUAACAGAAGCAGAUAAUGGGGAAAAUAAUAAAAUAUGUACAUGCAUACUUACAACAACCUAUACCCUUUUUUGCAGUUGGUACUUAAUUGAUUUCAAAAUCGAUAAAUCCCUCAAUGCUGGUUAACCCGAUUGCUGUCUGACAUACACAUCUAACUGCUUACAAUCGUCUUUUUAUUGUUAGAAAGGAAUUUGAAAAAAUAUCAACAACAGUCAGUUAUGUGGUCAACAGUCCAACUGAGUAAACUUGAGGGGGCUGUAUAGGGGGGUGCGUCUGUUCUUUCAGGAGCUACUAAAACUACUCUACUUUUAACUCUCUUUAGAUUUAAAUAUAAAAUUUGACGUCUAUAAAAAGCUCUCUACAAAAUCGGUCUGUAAAUCAUUUGUUCAAAUGUCUUUAAAAAAAUAAUGAUAAAUACGAUGGUUAUGGAUAACUUAGCUAUUAGGUAUGUAAAUAAGAUACGUGCCAAACUGUGCCUUUAAAGUUUUUAGAAUAAGUUUAAAUGUAUGACUUGCACUGAUUAGACAUAAGAUAAAAUUGUUACUUUUAUAAAAUAAAAUGAUCAAGCAUUUACCGUAAGUUGGACGCAUGUUAUUUUAUUGUACUUUGUAAUACUAUGUUACCACUAUGUAUAGGUGUCCAUUAAAUUGUUAUUCUAAAAUUGUUUUAACUAUCUCACUUUGUGAUCUCAUUAACUCUCAUCAGUAUUAAUUGCCAUCAUUUGUUAACUUUCUUUUGUUAAGUUAUGUUUGCUCAUUUUCAAUGUGCUAUAAUUUUAAGUAAAUAAUUUAAUGUUAAAGUUAUAAUGAUAAUAUUAAUUAUUUCUUGCUUUAUUAUUAGUAAUGAAGGCAAAACCUAAUGUUCACUUUUUUAUUAAUUAAGCCAUGUUAUCAUUACUUAGUAUAUUUCAGAAUAACAUCACAAAUAAGAAAAUGAAAAUAAUUUACGCCUUAGACAUUCCAAGGUAUAUGUUUAAAAAUUUUCAGCACAAACAAAUAUUUUACUGAUGAUUAUUUUGUUUUUUAAUCAAUAAAUUUAAUAUUUUGUAAAUAUGUUUCAUUCUUAAUGAAUCCGAAAGUAAAGUUAUAAAUUUUUAAUUUUAAGAAGAUACAAAUAUAGACAGUCUCGAAAAGACUCCAAGCCCACGUUCACUUGGAUGACCAAAGGGAAAAUUCGUUUUUAAAAAAGAUCUACAUAGUUCAAAACAACAAUCGACCUUUACGAGGUUAGAAUCUAAAUUAAAAUAAAGUUAGUUUUG